AUGGUUUCCACCGAGCCUCAUCUCAACUUCCGAUCUUUCGUCGAGGCCCUCAAGGCAGACGACGACCUUGUUGAAAUCAACACCCCCGUCGAUGCCAACCUCGAGGCUGCGGCCAUCACCCGACGAGUCUGCGAGACCGACGACAAGGCCCCCCUGUUCAACAACAUCAUCGGCUCCCAGCAUGGUCUGUUCCGUAUUCUUGGUGCCCCGGCCUCAUUGAGGAAGUCCUCCAAGGACCGCUAUGGUCGACUUGCUCGUCAUCUCGCUUUGCCACCCACUGCCUCGAUGAGCGAGAUCCUCGACAAAAUGCUCUCCGCUAGCACCAUGGCCCCGAUCGCCCCUCAGAUCUUGGAAACAGGCCCUUGCAAGGAGAACUUCCUUGAGGGAGACCAAAUUGAUCUGACCAAGAUCCCGGCGCCCCAAAUUCACCAGCAUGAUGGUGGAAGAUACAUCCAGACCUAUGGUAUGCACAUCGUGCAAUCGCCAGACGGAUCGUGGACAAACUGGUCCAUUGCCCGUGCAAUGGUCUCCGAUGAACGCCACCUCGUAGGUCUUGUCAUCGAGCCCCAACACAUUUGGCAGAUUCAUCAGAUGUGGAAGAAGGAGAAACGCGACGUGCCCUGGGCUUUGGCAUUCGGUGUCCCCCCAGCUGCCAUCAUGGCUUCCAGCAUGCCCAUUCCAGACGGUGUCAGCGAGGCCGCAUAUGUCGGUGCUAUGACUGGAUCUGCCCUUGAGCUGGUCAAGUGCGAUACCAACGACAUGUAUGUGCCAGCAACCUCAGAGAUUGUGUUCGAAGGUACACUGUCCAUCACGGACACAGCCCCCGAAGGCCCCUUCGGUGAAAUGCAUGGCUACGUCUUCCCUGGCGAUACCCACCUCUGGCCCAAGUACACAGUUAACAAGAUCACCUACCGCAACGAUCCUAUUCUACCCAUGUCUUCCUGCGGCCGUCUGACCGAUGAGACACACACAAUGAUUGGCGCUCUUGCCGCCGCCGAAAUCGGCAAACUCUGCAAACAAGCCGGUCUCCCCGUCACAGACGCCUUCUCCCCCUUCGAGUCCCAGGUAACCUGGGUCGCCCUGCGGAUCGACACAGCCCGCCUCCGGGAAAUGAACACCACAUCCGUGGAACUGCGCAAGCGCAUCGGAGAUCUCAUCUUCAAUGCCAAGGCCGGCUACACCAUCCACCGACUUGUUCUGUGCGGCGACGACAUCGACGUCUACGAUGGCAAGGAUGUCAUGUGGGCAUUCUCUACGAGAUGUCGCCCCGGCUCGGAUGAGACUUUCUUUGAGGAUGUGCGUGGUUUCCCUCUUAUCCCUUACAUGGGCCAUGGAGCACACUCGAAGACUAUGGGUGGUAAGGUCGUUUCGGAUGCUCUUAUGCCGGCUGAGUAUACGACUGGUCGGGACUGGGUUGCUGCAGACUUUGAGUCUUCGUAUCCUGAGGAGUUGAAGAAGAAGGUUUUGGAUAAUUGGACUCAGAUGGGAUUCCGCGAGGAAUGA
Messenger RNA from Penicillium salamii, 1503 nucleotides. The record is from the annotation of a GenBank genome assembly. NCBI's taxonomy places the organism in Eukaryota, Fungi, Ascomycota, Eurotiomycetes, Eurotiales, Aspergillaceae.